GCUUCACCUUUCUGUCUCCUUUGUCCCUCCCACUUCAGCUCGGACCAAACAGCUCGCCGGCCAGGGACGGCGGCCGGUUGGCUGAACCUCGGCGGCGCCGCCGGCAUCUUCUGCUUCAGUUAGCCUUCGUUUCAUGAUCCUCGCUGUAGCAACUGGCGCAGCUUAGAGUUUGAUAUUCCCCCAGACUCCAACAUCCUAAGAAGGCCUCCAAGGUGCUCGGAGGUGCACAGACAGAAGAAGCAAGAGAUCAGAAAUGUCGCUCGAGGUCGAGAACCCUGGGGUCGCAGAGUCGACCAACCGUCUCAGUCUCAAACGCUAUGAUUCGCUCUUCGGAGACGCAGAGAAGGUCUCUGGCGCCAAGUACCAUGGCUCCGAGGGGAGCUGGUCCCGGACGCUGCAUCUCGCUUUCCAGAGCGUCGGCAUCAUCUACGGCGACAUCGGGACGUCGCCGCUGUAUGUCUACUCCAGCACCUUCCCUGACGGCAUCAGGAACAACGACGACCUGCUGGGCGUCUUGUCGCUCAUCAUCUACACCCUCAUCGUAAUACCGAUGCUCAAGUACGUCUUCAUCGUGCUGUAUGCAAACGACAAUGGAGAUGGUGGCACGUUUGCACUCUAUUCGCUGAUAUCGCGGUACGCGAAGAUCAGGCUGAUCCCGAACCAGCAGGCAGAGGACGCAAUGGUGUCAAAUUACAGCAUAGAAGCGCCGAGCUCGCAGCUGAGGAGGGCACAGUGGUUGAAGCAGAAGCUUGAAUCUAGCAAGGCGGCCAAGAUUGCACUCUUCACCCUCACAAUCCUUGGCACAUCCAUGGUGAUGGGCGACGGAACCUUGACCCCGGCAAUAUCUGUGCUCUCUGCAGUGAGUGGGAUCAGAGAAAAAGCGCCAAGACUGACUCAGACGGAAGUAGUCUGGAUCUCUGUGGCAAUUCUGUUCAUGCUCUUCUCAGUCCAGCGUUUUGGGACCGACAAGGUCGGGUACACCUUCGCUCCUAUCAUCUCGGUGUGGUUCCUUCUGAUUGCUGGUACCGGAAUGUACAACCUCGUCGUUCACGACAUCGGUGUUCUGAGGGCCGUUAAUCCGUGGUACAUAGUAAAAUACUUCAAAAGGAACGGGAAGGAAGGAUGGGUUUCUCUUGGUGGUAUUAUCUUGUGCGUCACAGGCACAGAAGGAAUGUUUGCUGACCUGGGACAUUUCAACAUCAGGGCGGUUCAGAUCAGCUUCAACGGUAUAUUGUUCCCGUCAGUGGCACUAUGUUACAUCGGGCAGGCAGCAUACUUGAGGAAAUUUCCAGAGAACGUUGGAGAUACCUUCUACAGAUCCAUCCCAGCACCUUUGUUCUGGCCAACCUUCAUCGUUGCAAUUCUUGCUGCUAUUAUUGCAAGCCAAGCUAUGCUCUCUGGUGCAUUUGCCAUCCUCUCCAAGGCGCUGUCGCUCGGUUGUCUGCCCAGGGUCCAAGUGAUCCACACCUCAAAGCAGUACGAGGGGCAGGUGUACAUUCCUGAGGUGAACUUCAUGAUGGGAUUGGCGAGCAUCAUAGUCACAAUCGCAUUCAGAACGACCACCAGCAUCGGCAAUGCUUACGGGAUCUGUGUGGUGACCACAUUCUCAAUCACCACCCAUCUGAUGACCAUUGUGAUGCUCCUCAUAUGGAAGAAGCACAUCAUCUUCGUCCUUCUGUUCUACGUCGUGUUUGGUUUCACAGAACUGAUCUACCUCUCUUCCAUACUGUCAAAGUUCAUCCAGGGCGGGUACCUUCCGUUCUGCUUCGCGCUGGUCCUCAUGACCCUGAUGGCGACAUGGCACUAUGUCCAUGUCAAGAGGUACUGGUACGAACUCGACCACGUUGUGCCUACCAACGAAAUGACAACUCUGCUCGAGAAGAACGAUGUGCGGCGGAUCCCUGGGGUGGCACUUCUGUACACGGAGCUCGUCCAGGGUAUUCCCCCAGUGUUCCCUCGCCUGAUCAAGAAGAUACCAUCUGUGCACUCCAUCUUUGUGUUCAUGUCGAUCAAGCACCUGCCGAUCCCGCACGUUGUGCCUGCGGAGAGGCUCCUCUUCCGGCAGGUCGGUCCGAGGGAGCACCGGAUGUUUCGGUGCGUGGCCCGGUACGGGUACAGCGACAUGCUGGAGGAGCCCAAGGAGUUUGCAGGGUUCCUUGUGGACAGGCUCAAGAUGUUCAUCCAGGAGGAGAUCGCGUUCGCGCAGAGCAAAGCGGAGAAUGACGAAACCAGCUCCGCCGCUGAGGUUUCAGAAGCGCAGACGAGGCCAAGGCGAUCCACGCAACCUGCCGUGCACAGCGAGGAGGCGACCCAACCGCGGGUGAGCAGCCACUCGGGGAGGAUCACUUUCCAUGCGAAUCAGACAGUCGAGGAGGAGAAGCAGUUGAUUGACAGAGAGGUGGAGCGAGGGGUGGUGUAUCUGAUGGGAGAGGCCAAUGUGUCGGCAGGGCCCAAGUCAUCAAUCUUGAAGGUCGUGGUUGUCAACUAUAUCUAUACGUUCUUGAGGAAGAACUUGCCUGAGGGGCACAAGGCAUUGUCCAUUCCGAAAGAUCAGCUGCUGAAAGUUGGGAUCACAUAUGAAAUAUAGGGAUUUUUAUGGAAGUAUGAGGCGUGGCUAACCAAGCCUUUGUUGGAGCAUAGUGCUGAUUUGAGAGGGCAAAGGGCCACUGUCGACUUAUAAAAGGCAUGUGUGAGUGGGCUUUUUCUUUGGCUGGAAGGUUUCUUUUCAUUCUCUGUACAGUUUGGUGUUAUCAGAAUUUGUCACUUGCAAGAGUGAUAUUGGAAAUAAAAAGUUUUGACUGGUAGUGUGCUAUGCA
This is a messenger RNA of Phragmites australis (common reed), 2816 nucleotides long. RefSeq names its product potassium transporter 1-like. The transcript is spliced from 10 exons. Gene Ontology annotation, cellular component: membrane. Gene Ontology annotation, molecular function: potassium ion transmembrane transporter activity. Lineage: Eukaryota; Viridiplantae; Streptophyta; Magnoliopsida; Poales; Poaceae. The record is from RefSeq and is a predicted model, not a curated record. Bases 254 to 2587 code for a protein of 777 amino acids. Gene Ontology annotation, biological process: potassium ion transmembrane transport.